AUGAGUGAAGAAGAGAGUGAAGGAGUUUUAGAGGCUUCUUACGAAGUAGAGCGUGUUCUUGGUUCAAAGAUGGAAAAUGGUACUUUAAAGUAUCACGUUAAAUGGAAAGGAUACGAAAUGUCAGAAAAUACAUGGGAACCAAUCAUCCACUUGUUAAAUGCAAAGCAAGCAAUCGUUGAAUAUGAAAAGACAAGGCGAGCAACAGAUACACAAGAUAAAUACACAACAGUUUUCGAAGUUCAAAAUUAUCCUUAUUCUGUUCUAGUAGUAGAGGACAAAGAUCUCGACGAGAGAUGUCAAAAAACAGAUCCAUUCUCAUACAAACUGUUUCAUUCUCCUGGAAAGGGAAAAGGAAAAGUUUUUACUGGAAUUACAAAAGAUAAAAACAAUAAUUUAUGUUUAAAUACUAUAGAUAGUAAAAGCAAAGCAGAGGUAAUGGACUUCAACACGGCAGCUUUACUUUUUCCAAGAGCAACUGUUUCUUAUAUUACUAAAAACACUUACAGAAACCCCGACCAGAAUACACGAUCUGAUAAAUCAAGAUCUGAUACUGAUGAUCCAGAUUCAUCAAAAUCAAAACCAAAAUAUGUUCAAAUAGUUUGA
This is a messenger RNA of Trichomonas vaginalis G3, 603 nucleotides long. RefSeq names its product methylated histone binding. The coding region runs from base 1 to 603 and encodes 200 amino acids. The transcript has a single exon. Lineage: Eukaryota; Parabasalia; Trichomonadida; Trichomonadidae. Gene Ontology annotation, biological process: chromatin organization; negative regulation of transcription by RNA polymerase II. The record is from RefSeq and is a predicted model, not a curated record. Gene Ontology annotation, molecular function: chromatin binding. Gene Ontology annotation, cellular component: pericentric heterochromatin.